Messenger RNA from Corylus avellana, 1595 nucleotides. Its product is annotated as putative serine/threonine-protein kinase WNK11. Gene Ontology annotation, molecular function: ATP binding; protein kinase activity. The record is from RefSeq and is a predicted model, not a curated record. Gene Ontology annotation, biological process: protein phosphorylation. NCBI's taxonomy places the organism in Eukaryota, Viridiplantae, Streptophyta, Magnoliopsida, Fagales, Betulaceae.
CCUUCCUCUACCUCCCUCACCUUUAUUUCUCUCUCUCUCUCUCUCAAGCGUUUCACAGACUCUCCAGCUUCGCGAUCUCAAGAUGCCUGCUGAGAGUCCGACUGGGUCUGACCGUGAGGCUGAACCGUUUGUUGAGGUUGAUCCAACUGGACGAUUUGGGCGGUACAGUGAUCUGCUUGGCUGUGGUGCUGUGAAGAAGGUUUACAGGGCUUUUGAUCAGGAGGAAGGUAUAGAGGUGGCCUGGAAUCAGGUUAGGUUGAGGAAAUUCAGUGAGGAUCCGGUACUCAUCAAUCGGCUUCAUUCAGAGGUUAAGCUGUUGCGGACAUUGAAGAACAAAUAUAUCAUUGUCUGUUACAGUGUUUGGAAGGAUAAUGAGCGUAACACAUUGAACUUCAUUACUGAGGUGUGCACAUCUGGAAACCUGAGGGAUUACAGGAAGAAGCAUCGCCACGUUUCCAUUAAGGCCUUGAAGAAGUGGUCAAAGCAGUUGCUUGAGGGAUUGAAGUAUCUGCAUACCCAUGAGCCAUGCAUUAUUCACAGAGAUCUCAAUUGCAGUAACAUCUUCAUCAAUGGAAACGUUGGCCAGGUGAAAAUUGGUGAUCUGGGGUUGGCAGCAAUAGUAGGGAAGAGCCAUGCAGCGCAUUCAAUUAUUGGGACACCAGAGUACAUGGCACCAGAGCUGUAUGAGGAAGACUACACUGAGAUGGUUGACAUAUACUCCUUUGGAAUGUGCUUGCUUGAGAUGGUGACAAUGGAGAUCCCAUAUAGCGAAUGUGACAGUGUUGCCAAGAUAUACAAGAAGGUGACAACUGGAGUAAAGCCCCAAGCCUUGAACAAGGUGAUGGAUCCAGAAGUGAAGGCAUUCAUUGAAAAGUGCAUAGCCCAGCCAAGGGCAAGACCUUCAGCGUCUGAUCUUCUCAAUGACCCUUUUUUUUCUGAAGUCAACGAAGAAGAGAGUGGGCUGUCUGUUUGAUGGCUUUUUGAGUGAACUACAUGCUUAGAGGUAGCCCUUAAUUUCCGUUUUUUUCCUCUCUGACCAAUCUAAUGAUUCAUGGGUUUCAUAUGAAGAUUAUGCCUACAACUACCAAUAACUCUCUCUCUCUUUCUCUCUUCUUGACAUGUCGCAGAAACUUUUUUUUUUUUUUUAAGAUGCAGAAACCUUUUAUGUACAUAAAUUGUAGACUGAGGAAAUAAUGACAGUACUGUCUAGUCCUGUUCAUUUGUCGAUCUGUGUAAUUUGAUUCUUUUGUUAAUCAAUUCGACUGCUAGAUAAUAUCUCCAAUUGGUUUUUCUCAAGUACUACUAUACUCUUUGCCCUCUAUGGCAAUGAUGUGGAGGAGAUGCACCGCUACGAGAAAGACCUAUUCAACUCUAGAGACUCAAAGAUCCCCUAGCAAUUUUUUGUUGGGUUUGUAGUGAUUCGUACAAAAAAAAUGUGAUAGAAUCCCUAUGGGACCCACCUACCUUAGAAGGUGGGUGGGCUGCCCCGAAAUUUGUUAAGAUAGGUGGGCUCUAUAGGAACUCAGAACUCUCUCACAUUUGCUACUCAAAUUACUAGCAAUUCGAACAAUAAAAUUGUUAAGAAUCUCUAUCUA